GCGCUGGACCUACUCUCUGAUUUUAAUCAUAAAAGAAGAAGUCGCGAACUUCCUUGUGCUUACAUUCGAUGACGUAACUUCCUUUCUGUCCGUGCUAACGUCCAAGUGAACACGCGUUCAGCCACCUAACAAGAUGCGUUACGUAGCUGCUUACCUGCUCUCUGCCCUCUCUGGCAAUGAGAACCCUGCGUCCAAGGACAUCAAGAAGAUCCUGGAAAGCGUUGGCAUCGAGGCUGAUGAUACUCGUCUGGACAAGGUCAUCACAGAGCUCUCUGGCAAGAACGUCAAUGAUGUGAUCGCUUCAGGUUACGGUAAGCUGGCCAGCAUGCCAGCAAGCGGUGCAGUAGCCGCUGCCAGCUCUGCAGGUGCAGGCUCAGGCGGAGCCGCAGCCCCUGCUGCAGCUGAGGAAAAGAAGGAGGAGAAGAAGGAAGAGUCCGAGGAGGAUUCAGGGGACGACAUGGGAUUCGGCCUGUUCGACUAAACUUUUCCAAAGGAUGAAUAAAGUUUAUAAAAAAAAAAACUGAA
This is a messenger RNA of Notolabrus celidotus (New Zealand spotty), 525 nucleotides long. RefSeq names its product ribosomal protein, large P2, like (gene rplp2b). Gene Ontology annotation, biological process: translation; cytoplasmic translational elongation. The record is from RefSeq and is a predicted model, not a curated record. The transcript is spliced from 5 exons. Gene Ontology annotation, cellular component: cytosolic large ribosomal subunit; ribosome. Bases 134 to 481 code for a protein of 115 amino acids. NCBI's taxonomy places the organism in Eukaryota, Metazoa, Chordata, Actinopteri, Labriformes, Labridae. Gene Ontology annotation, molecular function: structural constituent of ribosome.